This is a messenger RNA of Moneuplotes crassus, 451 nucleotides long. The record is from the annotation of a GenBank genome assembly. NCBI's taxonomy places the organism in Eukaryota, Ciliophora, Spirotrichea, Euplotida, Euplotidae.
AUGAGCUUGAAAGGGAAUUGUAUAAGGCACUCAGAAAGCUUGGAGUUUAUACUACCAUCGCUCAUAACCGAAACUAUUCCAAGUCAUAGUUUCAGUCUAAAUUUGAGUUGAAUUCUUGACACUCUAGCUAGAAAUUAUCCUUUCGUAAUAGAGGUAGGUUCCAAAUCGAGGAUCUAGGAUUAAGGUUCAUUCCUUGCUUACAGAUAUUUAAAGUCCCCAGUCGAUAGAAGAUAUUAAUUGUGAUAUUUGGAGAUACCAAAAGGAGCUUAGGCAGAAGUAAAGAGUGGACAAAUAGAUUUGUAAGAGUCCCAAAUACUCCAAGUACGAAUUCAUAUUCCAAAUUCACAACAUCCAACAGCAUAAACUGUAAACCUAAGGCCAGUCCUAAGAUCAGCCUUAACACAAGUUGAGAUCCCAAAAUCCUAAAGUAUAUCCCAAUCACACAACGGAU